Cheilinus undulatus (humphead wrasse) is the source of this 1867-nucleotide messenger RNA. RefSeq lists its product as uncharacterized. Bases 136 to 1320 code for a protein of 394 amino acids. Lineage: Eukaryota; Metazoa; Chordata; Actinopteri; Labriformes; Labridae. The record is from RefSeq and is a predicted model, not a curated record. The transcript has 12 exons.
UCAGCACAGACAGACAUUCAGGUCUUUACUGAGAUUAGAAAAAGAAUAAAAACAAAGGUACGUGGCUGUUAGAGGGAAUCCUGAAGGACAGAUCACCUCAGAGCUGCUCUAACAUCUGAUCUCUUCAACAGCAGGAUGAGGAAGACAUUCAUGUGUGAUGAAACCAUGAUCAUCACCAUUCCCAUCGGGUGUCUGAAGGACGCCAACCAGGGUGAGCUGAUGCCUGAGAAGUUUCAGUGUGUGUACAAGGAUUCCUACAAGGUGUUCACCAUCAAAGGGAAACCCAAACCUCUGGGAGCAGCUCAAGCCAUCACUGGUGUGUUCAUUGUCACUCUGUGGCUGAUUUUUGGCAACUCAAACUACCACCACCCCUACGACGAAUUCAUGCUGAUGUUCUCUCUGCCCAGUGUUGUGUAUGUGCUGUCUGGUCUGUUGUCCUUUGCUGCUGGACGAUCUCCAAACAUGCAUGUGACAAAGCUGUCCUUCUCUUUUAACAUCAUCAGCCUCUGCUGGUCCAUUGCAGCCAUUGGUUUGUGUGCUUUAUGGCUACAUAUGUCAUUCUACCACCGACCAACUAAGGUAAUGGUCCUCCUUGGAGUCAACAUCCUGAUCUUGACUCUGCUGGUUGUUGAGAAGUGUAUGGCUAUUUUCUUGAUCUACUGGUUGAGUAAAGCUGUGUGCAGAGAACACUUCAACACUUUGCCCAUUGUACUGCUGAAACAGGGAGACAGGAUGAGGAAGACAUUCGUGUGUGAUGAAACCAUGAUCAUCACCAUUCCCAUCGGGUGUCUGAAGGACGCCAACCAGGGUGAGCUGAUGCCUGAGAAGUUUCAGUGUGUGUACAAGGAUUCCUACAAGGUGUUCACCAUCAAAGGGAAACCCAAACCUCUGGGAGCAGCUCAAGCAAUCACUGGUGUGUUCAUUGUCACUCUGGGGCUGAUUUUUGGUUUCUCAGACUUCUGCAACCGCUUUAUCCUGAUCUGCACUCUGCCCAGUGUUGUGUAUGUGCUGUCUGGUCUGUUGUCCUUUGCUGCUGGACUAUCUCCAAACAUGCAUGUGGCAAAGCUGUCGUUCUCUCUGAACAUCAUAAGCCUCUGCUGGUCCAUUCCAGCAAUUAUUUUCUGUAUUGUAUCUCUUGCCAUUCAACUCUUUGAAGAACCAUCAUGUGUCAAGCUCCUCACUGGAGUCGACAUCCUGAUCAUGGCUCUGCUUGUUGUUGAGAAGUGUAUGGCUAUUUUCUUGAUCUACUGGUUGAGUAAAGCUGUGUGCAGAGAACACUUCAACACUUUGCCCAUUGUACUGCUGAAACAGGGAGAGUGAAUUUAAAGCCUGAUGAAACAAUGGAUUCUGCCAUUGAAUGCCAUCACCAGAUGAUAAUUGAUGGGUGCCCUGAUCAUCUACUUUUACAUGUCAGUAAUUGAUCCCUAAAAAUAUAGUAUACAAAGACUGUUUAAGCAUUUAUUAGCUUAAUGUAAACAGCAAAUCAUAUGUGUAUGGACUGAAGAAAAAAAAUAGUUAUUUUGUAGAUACAGUGCUUAACAAAUUUAUUAGACCACCUGUCAUAUUUGUCUCAGAGACCUUCCAGCAUCAUGACGCACUUUAAUGCUUACUCUUUCAUUUUCAGUGAGCUCUCGACAUUUUACCAUUUCGAACAAGAAUGAGGAAUUUUAAACUGAAUUCACCUUUUUAUACCCAAAUUUGAGCCGGAUCACUGGGCUUCUCUGAGAAGUCAGAAAUUAAUCAAGCAUAACAUUCAACCACUAAAACUCAUUUUCUGUUCAGGAAUGCGAGUAAAUAACUAUAGUUUGAUAUAUAAAUCUAGAAAUAUUAAUGUGCUUUACUAUUUUUUCAGUUUUUUUGUAAAUCA